AUGGAAGUGAUUAAUGAAAAUCCAAACGGCGGUGAAUUCUACGGACAGGGGUUCCCAUCAUCAUCAUCAUCAGUGGGCGCCUUCCCACCACCACCACCACCGCUACCACUACCGCCUUCACCAGUGGGAGAACAUCAGGAAUACUCAUCACAUGGCUUGAGUUUCAACGCUUUAAUAUCUUUUUUUGGAGCUGCUUAUAGAUUAUUUUUGUUUUCUUAUAGUCAACAUGGAAUAAAUUUUUCUGGUUCAUUUAGUUAUGUGAAUGGAUAUUUCCGUGAAUAUUAA
Molecule: messenger RNA, 285 nt
Organism: Gryllus bimaculatus (two-spotted cricket)
Lineage: Eukaryota; Metazoa; Arthropoda; Insecta; Orthoptera; Gryllidae
Source: the annotation of a GenBank genome assembly